AUGAGCACCCGCGCCGUGCCCGGGGACCUGCAGCUGCCCCCGAGUCAGAGGGCCCGGUCCGUGUUCAGAGAGCAAAGAAGACAAAAACUCAAGGAGCACCUGUUAAAAAGAAACACUUUUUUUGCACACAAACAGGAAAAUCAGAUAUUAUCCAGUGGUAGAGACCAGAGAGUGAAGACAUCUGAAAGCCAGAUCCAAGAAGAGACAAAAGCUCUGAAACUUAAGACAAAGAGGGCUGAUAAAGAGAAUGUCGGUAGACCUACUGGGAUCAAAAAUAAUAUAACAAUGGAAAAAAACUGUAUUCCUUUAAAACCUUCUAAUGAAUUAACCAAUUCAACUAUAACAAUUGAUCCACUUAAUUUUGAGGAUAAUAAUGAAACUCUGCCAUUGUUACCGAUUAAAGAUGACCCCCAAAGUCAACAUAUGACAUUACGCCAAGCAUUUCACCUUAAAAACAAUAGUAAAAAGAAACAAAUGACUACAGAAAAACCAAAGCAAGAUGCUAACAUGCCCAAGAAACCUGUGCUUGGAUCUUAUCGUGGCCAAAUUGUUCAGUCUAAGAUUAAUUCCUUUAGAAAACCUCUACAAGUCAAAGAUGAGAGUUCUGCAACAACAAAGAAACUUUCAGCUACUGUCUCUAAAGCCACAAAGCCUAAGCCUGUAGGUGCCAGUAGUGUAACAGUGAAAAGUGAUAGAGCGUCACAUAUGACAACAGCCACUAAAUUUGUGGGCACUACAUCUCAGAGCAGUCAACUUGUGCGACCUCCUAUUAGAAGUCAGCAGAGUAACACCCAGGACGCCAUGAAACAAGGCAUCAGUAGGGCGUCUGCCAAUGUUACAGUUCGGAAGGGGCCUCGAGAUAAAGAACUAUUACAAUUAGAUACAGUCUCAUCUAGUGUCAAAACCAGUUCUUCUCAGGACAUAAAAAGAAAUAAGACACUAUCAAGAAGCAUGACAUCUGAAAUGGUAGCCAGGCCUGCUUCGUCUUCUAAUACUAAACUGAUAGAAAAGUCCAAAAGCAUUGACCUGCGCAGACAUACCAUGGUGAAAGCAGCUGUUGACAGUAGAUGGACUCAGCCCAAGGAAACUGCGGAGGAGAGAAAAGCUCGUCUGAAUGAGUGGAAAGCUGGCAAAGGAAGAGCACUGAAAAGGCCUCCGAGCGCAGUGGUCACCCAGCCUGAGCCCCAAGCACAAAAUGAAAAACCAGUUGGGUCCUUCUGGACUACCAUGGCAGAAGAAGACGAACAACGAUUGUUUACUGAAAAAGUAAACAAGACAGUUUCUGAAUGCCUAAACCUGAUUGAUGAGGGAUGUCCAAAAGAAGAAGCAUUGGUUACACUGAAUGACCUGAUUAAAAAUAUUCCAGAUGCCAAAAAACUUGUUAAAUAUUGGAUAUGCCUUGCACGUAUUGAACCAGUCACAAGUCCUAUUGAAAAUAUUAUUGCAACCUAUGAGAAGGCCAUUCUGGCAGGAGCUCAGCCUAUUGAAGAGAUGCGACAUGCGAUUGUUGACAUUCUGACAGUAAAGAGCCAAGAAAAAGUUAAAGUUGGAGAAAAUAUUGAGGAGGCAUGUGCAACCAAGGAACAAAUCCAAGAAGCCAACAUUGAUGAAAUAGGUGUUAAUCUAGGGUCAGAAAAACCAGAAAUGGAAAAUAAGCAUCCUAGAAAUGUGGUAUUUCAAAAUUGUGAAAAAGAGCAAGAUGGCAAAACAGAAGAUCCACCCGGUGAUGUUAAAACCCUCAAUACAGAAACUAGGGCAGGUUGCUUAAUUAAAUAUAAUGUAUCUACUACUCCAUAAUUGCAAAGUGUAAAAAAGAAGAUGCAAUUUGACGAAACAAAUUCUGCAUUUAAAGAGCUAAAGUUUCUAACACCAGUUAGACGUUCUCGACAUCUUCAAGAGAAGACUUCUAAGUUGCCAGAUAUGUUAAAAGACCAUUAUCCUUGUAUGUCUUCAUUGGAACAGUUAACAGAGUUGGGAAGUGAAACUGACGCCUUUGUGUGCCACCCCAAUGCAGCCCUGUGCCGCAUGUUCUUGGAGACUGACACGACAGAAGAGAAGUGA
Molecule: messenger RNA, 2061 nt
Organism: Hippopotamus amphibius kiboko
Lineage: Eukaryota; Metazoa; Chordata; Mammalia; Artiodactyla; Hippopotamidae
Product: cytoskeleton-associated protein 2-like
Exons: 1
Biological process (GO): negative regulation of microtubule depolymerization
Cellular component (GO): microtubule cytoskeleton
Source: RefSeq, a predicted model, not a curated record